Molecule: messenger RNA, 1879 nt
Organism: Populus nigra (black poplar)
Lineage: Eukaryota; Viridiplantae; Streptophyta; Magnoliopsida; Malpighiales; Salicaceae
Product: calcium-dependent protein kinase 29
Exons: 8
Coding region: 114-1742 (542 amino acids)
Biological process (GO): protein autophosphorylation; peptidyl-serine phosphorylation; intracellular signal transduction
Cellular component (GO): nucleus; cytoplasm
Molecular function (GO): calcium/calmodulin-dependent protein kinase activity; calmodulin binding; calcium ion binding
Source: RefSeq, a predicted model, not a curated record
UGUUAUUGUAAUAAAUCCAAACCCCAUAACAGCAGAUUUACUACUUGUACCAUUCUCAAAAACACCAUUAGACAAUUUUGCUCUCUUGUCUUCCGUUACUGCCUACCAAGCCAAUGGGACUUUGUUUCUCUAGACUCAGUUUCUCUAAGUUUUGUUCUCAUGAUAUCCAUAUUUCCUCUACCUCGGAUGAAGACUGCGACCAACCAAAACCACCUAAAAGACCAGCCCAAGAACAUUAUAAUCCGUCACCACCACAACCACCACCAGUAGCCACAAAACCAGCUCCUUCUUCAAAAACAUCUGGCAAAUCUCAAAGUACUCUUACUCCAUCUUCAACAUCAAAUAUUGGCUCUAUUCUUGGCAAACCAUACGUUGACAUAACCAAGAUUUACGAUCUUGAUAGAGAAUUAGGUAGAGGUCAGUUCGGUAUAACUUAUCUUUGUACAGAGAAGGCAACACAAAAAAAGUAUGCGUGCAAGUCUAUUUCAAGGGGGAAACUGGUGACUAAAAAGGAUAUUGAGGAUGUUAAAAUGGAGAUUUUGAUAUUGGAGCACUUAACAGGGCAACCGAAUAUUGUUGAAUUCAGGGGUGCUUACGAGGAUAAACAGAAUCUGUAUUUGAUCAUGGAAUUAUGCUCUGGUGGGGAGCUUUUUGAUCGGAUUAUUGCUAAAGGGAGUUACUCAGAGAUGGAAGCUGCAACAAUUAUUAGGCAGAUUGUGAAUGUGGUUCAUGUGUGUCAUUUUAUGGGGGUUAUGCAUAGAGAUUUGAAGCCCGAGAAUUUCUUGCUUGCAAGUAAAGACGAUAAAGCUCCGAUUAAAGCUACUGAUUUUGGACUCUCUGUUUUUAUCGAAGAGGGAAAAGUAUACAGUGACAUUGUUGGAAGUGCAUACUAUAUUGCUCCAGAGGUGUUGAAACGGAGUUAUGGAAAAGAGAUUGAUGUAUGGAGUGCUGGGAUUAUUUUGUACAUUCUUCUGAGUGGAGUGCCUCCUUUCUGGGCUGAGACCGAGAAAGGAAUAUUUGAUGCGGUAUUAGAAGGCAAUCUUGACUUACAGAGCCCGCCAUGGCCUAACAUUUCAUCCUCUGCAAAGGACCUUAUAAGAAAAAUGUUAACGAGGGACCCUAAGAGAAGGAUUACCGCUGCCCAAGCACUUGAACAUUCAUGGAUGAAGGUGGAUGGUGAUGCAUCUAACAAACCUAUAGAUAGUGCUGUCCUGAUUCGGAUGAAACAGUUUAGAGCAAUGAACAAGUUAAAGAAGCUUGCGUUAAAGGUAAUAGCAGAGAACCUUUCAGAGGAAGAAAUCAAGGGCUUAAAGCAGAUGUUCAAUAACAUGGACACUGAUGAAAGUGGUACUAUCACAUAUGACGAACUCAAAACUGGACUGUCAAGGCUAGGAUCUAAGCUUACUGGAGUAGAGAUAAAGCAGCUGAUGGAUGCUGCUGAUGUUGAUAAGAGUGGGACUAUCGAUUAUCUCGAAUUUAUUACAGCUACCAUGCAUCGGCAUAGACUUGAGAUGGAAGAGAACUUGUACAAGGCCUUCCAAUACUUUGACAAGGAUGGCAGUGGGUUUAUCACAAGAGAUGAACUAAGGCAAGCCAUGACUCAAUAUGGGAUGGGUGAUGAGGCUACAAUAAAUGAAGUCAUAGAAGAUGUUGAUACCGAUAAAGAUGGAAAGAUCAACUAUGAGGAGUUUGCGAGCAUGAUGAGAAAAGGAACCCAAGAUUAUGAAAUAAAUUUAACAUAGAAAUAUUAUUGUAUAUAAAGUGCUUAAAAAUAAGCCCUUGUGAUAUCUGCAAAUCCUUUGCCUGAAGUUUUUUUUUUAAAUGUUAACAAGAACAAUGAUAAAUAAAUAAAUAAAUAAAUAACCUCAUGUUGCAGCUA